Messenger RNA from Eucalyptus grandis, 2636 nucleotides. Its product is annotated as ubiquitin carboxyl-terminal hydrolase MINDY-3. Gene Ontology annotation, biological process: protein K48-linked deubiquitination. The coding region runs from base 338 to 2239 and encodes 633 amino acids. Gene Ontology annotation, molecular function: cysteine-type deubiquitinase activity; K48-linked deubiquitinase activity. The transcript has 7 exons. The record is from RefSeq and is a predicted model, not a curated record. NCBI's taxonomy places the organism in Eukaryota, Viridiplantae, Streptophyta, Magnoliopsida, Myrtales, Myrtaceae.
GAGAGAGAGAGAGAAAUGAAAGAACAGGGAGAUUCCUUUCUUCCCCGACGAUCCUGUCGCUGAAAGGUUUUAAAUCGGAGCGGAUUCCGAGUCCUCGAUCGGAAGCUUUCGAUCCCCACCCCCUUCACCUCUUUGAUUCCGCCGCCGAUCUCCGCGUCGAUCUACGGCAAGGCCAGCGGCCGAUCCGACGGCGGAGCCACGGAUGGAGUAGCGGGAGCCCCCGUGGGGGGAAAACCCUAAUCCGGCCUUACUCGCUCUUUCUCGAGACUUCCUUUCCUCCUCUUUUUGUCCCGCGCCGGGGCGGGGGGCGGGCGUGCGUGAGUGCGUUCGUUCGGAGAUGGCGGAUCAGGAGGAGGAGGACCUGAAGAUGGCGCUGCGCCUCAGCAUGCAGCCCUCGCCGCCGGAGCCCAAGCGGAGCAAGCCGAGGGAUGCCGCCGCCGGGGGCGGCGCUGCGGCGGCGGCGGCGGUGGCGGCGUCCUCGUCGUCGUCGCCGGAGGACGGGCGCCGGAUGCAGAGGGAGCUCAUGGCUGCUGCGGCCGAGAAGAGGAUGCUGGCCUCCAGGGGCGCCGGGGGGGCGCCGUUGCCUGCUCCAUCUCCGUCGCCUGCUCAGUCUCAGUCGCCGGCGCCGUUGUUGGCACCGAAUAAUGAGAAGUCUAAGCCUCUCCCGCAAAGGGAGGGGGGAGCCGGAGUGGAUGAUGGGCGAACUGGGAGAGGGCUGUCGAGUGAAGAAGCAUGUCAGUUGUUCUCUAUGGUUUUCGGAAGCGAUGUUUCGAAAGGAAUUCUCGCGCAAUGGAGUAAUCAAGGGAUAAGGUUCAGCCCUGAUCCAGAAACAUCUAUGGGCUUAGUGCAGCAUGAAGGUGGGCCCUGCGGUGUCUUAGCAGCUGUACAAGCUUUUGUUCUCAAGUAUCUUCUUUUCUUUCCGGACGAUUUCCGUAAAGGUGCAUCGACUAUUUCACCAUUCCAUGGUACAAAAGCAUCAUCUCGAAGACAAUUUCAAGAUUCAGAUAAUUUUGCCUCACUUACAGACAAUGAAAAAUUAAGGGCAUUGAUAAGAAGUAUGAGUGAGAUUUUAUUUCACUGUGGAAGUAAUGAAAGGGCAGUUAUUGCCACUCUAAGUGUUACUGGUAAAGAACUUGAGGGGGCUGCAGAUGGUUCAAAGGAUGAGAGUAUUAUCAAAGCUCUGGAGGGACUUUCGAUAGAAUCAGCUUCUGAUUUGCAGAGUAUUCUAAGAGUUGAGAUUUAUAGUGUGCAAGCUACUGUUUUUCAGAGGCUUGAAGCAACACUUCCUGUUUUUCAAAGUCGAAUGGGGGCACUGCUAUUUCUUAUCUCUGCGUUACUUUCUCGGGGACUGGAUGCUGUUCAAGCUGACAGAGACGAUCCCAGUCUUCCUCUGGUAACUGCACCAUUUGGCCAUGCGUCGCAGGAAAUUGUGAACCUGCUCCUCUGUGGGCAGGCUGUGCCCAACGUUUUUGAUGGGAGGAUGGAUCUAGGUGGUGGUAUGUUCCUAAAGGGCGUAUCAACAUGCGUGGAAGUUGGGUUUCUGACUCUGUUAGAAUCACUUAACUUUUGCAAGGUUGGGCAGCAUUUGAAGUGCCCAAACUGGCCUAUAUGGGUUGUUGGAAGUGAGUCCCAUUACACAGUCCUAUUUGCUCUUGAUACAGUUGUUCAGGAAGAGAAUGAACUAGAAGAAAGGGAAUCGCAGAUUCGGAGGGCUUUUGAUGCACAAGAUCAAAGUGGAGGGGGUGGUUUUAUUGGUGUGGAAGGAUUCCAUCAAGUAUUAAGGGAAACUGACAUCAGGCUUACUUCUGAAAAAGUUGAUCAACUUUGCAGCUCGGGCUUUAUUGUGUGGAGUGAAUUUUGGCAGGCCAUAUUAGAUCUAGACAGCAGUAUGGGAGGUCUAAAGGACUCCUCAGGAUUGAUGGGCAAAAAGGUGUUUGAUCUUUACCAUUUCAAUGGAAUUGCAAAGUCAGAUUUGAAUGGCCAAGCAAACUCAGGAAAUGAGGCUCCAGUUCAAAGGCCUAGACUUACUAAAUUGAGAGUUUCUGUCCCGCCACGAUGGACCCCUGAAGAAUUCAUGGCAGCAGCGCCCUCUAGCUCAGGUGGGGAUCAGUCAAACGCAAAGGAUGCUGAAGUGGCUAAACAAGAGCCUCCUCAGCAUGCACCCCUUGUGGACUGCAUACGCACUCGGUGGCCUCGUGCUGUUUGUAACUGGGUUGGGGAUCCUCCCAGUAUCGUGUGAAGGUCAAUUAAGCAUUCAAUUUGGCUUGACAUGGCUCGUGUGCUUCAUAGGAACUAAAAAGCGGUGGGAUGGCAUUUGAAAUGCGUGUAAGAUUGUGCCGACGCAGUGAUUGACAAGCGGAGGGUAAUCGUUUGGGCAUGUUAAAAUCGGGACGUUUAAUACUUUCUUUUUUGGUCUCAAGUAUAUCCAUUCCCUUCCUUUACUGUGUGUACUGAUGUAUCUCUCUAAUUCCGAUUGUUUCUUAUCAAAGGGAAAGCCAGGACAUAUUGAUUCUUAUGGGACGAAUCUCUAUGUACCAUUAAUUUUUAUGUAGCUUGGUGGAUAACUAGCCAAUUUUUCGGCCUCUUGGGGAACUGUUAAUAAGGAACAUUAGAUCUAGUCUGCCGGAUUGUUUUUA